AUGAAACAAUCAGUUCAAAGAUAUUCUGUGAAAAUACCUAAACAUGAUGUAAUAGAUAAGAAAGUAUAUUACACAAUAAGUGUGUACAACUUGGAAGGAGGUUAACCUAAGGAGAUGAAAAAAAGAUAUUCUGAAUUGGAGUCCAUGCAUUAAAAAAUAUUAGAGUGGAUCCAAAUAUUCAAAAUUAAGAUUCCCUUGAUUCAUUUUCCUAAAAAGAAGUUUUUGUUUCAUACAAAUUUAAGUGAAGAAAGCAUCAUCAAGAGAAGAGGAGAAUUAUAAUAAUAUCUCAAUGAAAUACUUGCCUGCCCAGAAUUACAUUGUUUAGGAGUGGUGGAGGAGAUGCUUCCCAAAGAUCCCAAAAUAGGAGGACAUAAACAAAAUGAUCAGCCUAUUGACAGGAGAUGGCAAGAAAUUCAAUAACUCAAAGAAUCCUAUUUAGCAAAACAUGGCGAUUCAAUAUUUUCAUUGCCCCAAAAGAAAAUUGAGCUACAAAACAAAUAGUAAUAUAUUUUUAAGUUUGAAGAUCAUAUCAUCUUCGAUGACUCUGCCUUAUAUACAGUCUAAGUAACAGAUACUAUUACAAACAAAAGUUGGAAAUUCACUCAGCGCUUCUAAGACCUAAGAGAUUAUCAUAGGCAAUUGAAAAGCAUUCAUCUUGAUUUUCCAUUGCCCAAUUUCCCUGAGAAAAAAUUAGUCAACAUCUCCGAUGCUACUGAUUUGCGUGAGAGGAAAUCUCAGUUACAAGACUAUUUAAAUCGCAUUUUUGGCUAUCAAACAAUAGUCGAAAGUGACAUUAUGGUAUUUUUCAUUGCCAAAAGCUAGCUAGAUGGCAAUGAAAUUGGCUGUCGAUCUAAAGGAACUUCUUAAACCACUUUAGAAAACUCUAGUAUAAAAUCGAAAAGCCAAACUACAAUAGAAUAAUAUGAUGACGAUCACAAACAACCUCGAAAAAUUACAUGUUGA
Molecule: messenger RNA, 963 nt
Organism: Paramecium tetraurelia
Lineage: Eukaryota; Ciliophora; Oligohymenophorea; Peniculida; Parameciidae
Exons: 5
Biological process (GO): intracellular protein transport
Cellular component (GO): early endosome
Molecular function (GO): phosphatidylinositol binding
Source: RefSeq, a predicted model, not a curated record